AUAGAACGUCCCCGACCCGAAGCCCAAAACUGUGAGAUCAAGCACCUGUUGGAAGCCCCAAGCAGCUGGACUGUGAUAUUCGACGAUCCGACCGUGAGGAACGAAUUAAUUGAAUGUAUAGAGUUGCUCACCGCACUUACCAAAGAACAAACUGCAGAAGUCCGGGAAAUAAUCGACGAAACCAUCAGCAACCAUAGCUUUUAUGAUCCACAAGCCCUGGAAUUAUUUUUAGAG
Messenger RNA from Racocetra fulgida, 234 nucleotides. The record is from the annotation of a GenBank genome assembly. NCBI's taxonomy places the organism in Eukaryota, Fungi, Glomeromycota, Glomeromycetes, Diversisporales, Gigasporaceae.